Molecule: messenger RNA, 971 nt
Organism: Hordeum vulgare subsp. vulgare (domesticated barley)
Lineage: Eukaryota; Viridiplantae; Streptophyta; Magnoliopsida; Poales; Poaceae
Product: nifU-like protein 1, chloroplastic
Exons: 4
Coding region: 97-756 (219 amino acids)
Biological process (GO): iron-sulfur cluster assembly
Cellular component (GO): mitochondrion; chloroplast stroma
Molecular function (GO): iron-sulfur cluster binding; iron ion binding
Source: RefSeq, a predicted model, not a curated record
CUGGAGCGGGAAUGCGGGCACACAAAUACCACCCGCCACCCAGGCCACGCCAACAGCGGCGGCAUCUCCAGGGCCGAUUGGAGUCGGGCACCGGGGAUGCAGGCGGCGGUAGCGGCGUCGACGUGGGCGCCGACCACCUCGCCUUCUACCUCCUCCUCCUCCUUCAAGGUCGUCGUCUCGUCGCGCUUGCGCGGGAGAACGCCCUCUGCCGCGGCAACUUCGGUAGCCGUGUCCACUCGCGCGCCGCCACAAGUUGUUCAACCCAUUGCCGACCCGAAUCCAGUGGUCGAUUCGUCAUUAACCGCUGAAAAUGUGGAGCUUGUUCUGGAUCAAGUCCGGCCGUAUCUCAUGGCAGACGGAGGCAACGUUGCCUUGCAUGAGAUCGACGGGAAUGUGGUGAGGCUGAAGCUGCAAGGAGCAUGCGGGGCGUGCCCGGGCUCCGUGAUGACCAUGAGGAUGGGCAUUCAGCGGCGUUUGAUGGAUGAAAUACCAGAGAUUGCUGCAGUUGAAGCUAUCACGGACAACGAGGCUGGGCUUAAGCUGAAGAAAGAGAAUGUUGAGAAGGUACUCGAUGAGAUCAGGCCAUACCUCACUGGCGCAGGAGGCGGUAAUCUCAGGUUUGUCGCGAUCAACAGAUUCUUCGUGAAAGUCCAACUCAGGGGCCCUGCAGCAGGUGUGGCGGCCAUCCGAGUUGCUGUAGCACAGAAGCUCAGAGAGAAGAUCCCAUCCAUCUCAGCUGUUCAGCUAUUGCCUUAGACUUCAACUGCAAAACAAUGCUGUGGUUAUCCAGGAAAAUGCUAUGAAUGUGCUAACUGAUCAAAUCACCACCGUAGCUGUUAGCUGGUAGCCUCAUGGAGAGUUUCUCAUCUCUAGUCAGAUAUUAUGCGACUAUUGAUGUGAAAUGUUGUAACAAGGUUCUUUUGGUCUCUUCCCCUUGGGAAGGAAAUGGAAAAGGUCAAUCUUGGUCGAAA